AUGGCGGCCUUGAAUAUGCGAUAUUUUAUUGUUGAGGACAACUUUUGUUCUCUUAAAUCAUUGAAUCUUGAGGGUCUUGAUGAGAUUAAGAAUAAACUUACUGAGCUUGAAGAGUUUAAGACUUUGAAAAAGCACGUUGAUAAGACUGUCAUUGCGGGAGUUGCUAGUCUUGUUACUAUCCGUGAAACACGUAUUGAAGCUCCUAAAUCAAAGGAGUUUCGUGAUACAGAAACAAUAUACACAAAAAAAAUAAGGCAAAAAGAGAAAGAAAUAGAGAUGUCUGAUUGGGGGCCCGUAUUGAUAGCAGUGGUGUUAUUUGUACUAUUGAGUCCAGGUUUAUUAUUUCAAUUGCCUGGUAGACACAAAAUAGUUGAGUUUGGGAAUAUGCAAACUAGUGGACUCUCUGUACUUGUUCAUACUGUCCUCUAUUUUGCACUCAUUACUAUCUUCCUUAUUGCUAUUGGAGUUCACAUCCAUACUGGCUAGCCUUUUAUUCAUGCAACUUCUUUUUUUAAAAAAAAAAAAUUGAUGUACUUGUGUUUCUUUCUUAUAUUUUUGUUACAAUGUUCUAUUUGGAUGUUCGAAUU
Solanum pennellii is the source of this 587-nucleotide messenger RNA. RefSeq lists its product as uncharacterized. NCBI's taxonomy places the organism in Eukaryota, Viridiplantae, Streptophyta, Magnoliopsida, Solanales, Solanaceae. The record is from RefSeq and is a predicted model, not a curated record. Bases 1 to 486 code for a protein of 161 amino acids. The transcript is spliced from 3 exons.